Saprolegnia parasitica CBS 223.65 is the source of this 674-nucleotide messenger RNA. RefSeq lists its product as hypothetical. Bases 65 to 565 code for a protein of 166 amino acids. Gene Ontology annotation, biological process: ubiquitin-dependent protein catabolic process; protein polyubiquitination. The record is from RefSeq and is a predicted model, not a curated record. Gene Ontology annotation, molecular function: ubiquitin conjugating enzyme activity. The transcript has 2 exons. Lineage: Eukaryota; Oomycota; Saprolegniomycetes; Saprolegniales; Saprolegniaceae.
CGAACUCUCGACGUGGUGCUGUUGCCCCAUUCGCGAAUUUCCUUUGGGUGACGAAGAGACCGAGAUGGACUACGGCCGUGAACUCCUCCGCCGCCAGCUCACGGAGCUGAGCCGAAACCCGCCAGAGGGCGUCAGCGUCGGCCUCGGCGACGACGAAAACAUCUUCCACUGGGAGAUCAUGCUCGUGGGUCCCCCCGAUACGCUGUACGAAGGCGGUUUCUUUCGCGCGCGCCUCGAGUUUCCGAAGGACUUUCCCAACAUGCCCCCGAAGAUGACCUUCAUCUCGGACAUGUGGCACCCGAACGUAUACCCGAGCGGCGUCGUGUGCAUCUCGAUCUUGCACCCGCCCGGUGAAGACCAAAUGAACGCGCAAGAGUCUGCCGACGAGCGAUGGCGCCCAAUAUUGGGCGUCGAAUCAAUCCUCGUUUCCGUCAUUUCGAUGCUUUCGGACCCGAACGACGACUCGCCGGCAAACAUAGACGCAGCCGUCGAAUGGAGAAACGACAAAGACGCUUUCAAGAAGCGCUGCCGUCGCAUUGUGCGCAAGUCGCAAGAGGAUAUUUAACGCGACCGCCUUCUCGUCGACGAUAUCUUUAAACAAUGAAUGUAAGCGAUACCGCCGGGUGCUUGAGCUCGAAGGCGCCGAAGCGGAAAAUCGUCGUUCCAGUCAUCGC